GCUGGAACUAUCAAACUGAACAACUUACAUACAUUACGUUCAAUGUGGUCAGAUUCUUGGGGUGGUCUGUGAUAAUACGCAUCAUGCAGAAUACUAAAAACACACUUGAAAGAGCCAGUUGGAUCGACUACUUGGCCAUGACGGUCGUUUUCGGAUGGGUUAAUUUAGGUUAUCAAGUGAACGCAGUCAGCUGGUUAGCCAUAUUGGCCACUAUUAGGAAAAGGAUUUCUGUUUUGAAUCAGCAUAUGAGAAUUGAACUUCUGACUGAUUCAGCAUCACAGAAAGACCCACAUCAGCUUGGCAAAUUGGUUAUGAGGAUUGGCAUCCUGCAGAGUCGGAUAAGUGAUGUAAUCGAUGAUUUCAACAAUUGUCACUCGACAACGGUAAUGUUUUCAUUGGCUCCAGCUUUCUUAUUCACAGUGUUCUCGUGGUUUGGGUUGGUUCACGCAUAUGCGGCCAGCGUAGAAGACUUGAUCCCGUAUGCCUGGGCGACGGUCACCUUAAGUUUGAACUACAUAUCGUUCAUAUUCUACGACGUGUUGUUUUCCGCUCUGGUCAAUAAGCAGGUCAAGGAAACAGCUGUUAUUGUUCAUAAGGCCAUCGGGUACCGAACGUACAGUAGGGAAGUGAGUCGACAACUGAGGAAGAUCUCGCAACAACUUUGGCAUCACUCGCCUGUUAUAUCUUGCGGAUUAUUCCACUUUGAUUGGGAACUUAUAUACACAAUGAUUAGUUCUCUUAAUACAUACUUAGUGAUUCUGAUGCAAUUUGAUCUGGUUAACUACACUAAAUCAGUUCCUUCGGCACAACCUUAGGUUUCGUGCAGAAACACCGAAAUGAUACAAGAAGAUAGAAGGUCUUACUUUGUCACUUCCUUCUGCAUUGAAUCCUGCACAUUAUACGUUAUGUUGCCGUGCAGUUCACGGAACCAUCCAGCUGUCACCCAAUACAAUUUCUCAUCACUUACAUGUAAAGUUAGGGUUAUAAAAUGGUGAGUCAGUAAUUUGAAAAUAAAAAGCAUUUAGCUUGUUAUUCUGAUCUUCACAAGUUCUUACUUUGCCAACUCUUCUGAGACAGCGAAAUGAGAACUUCAAUUGAAUACCCGAUACCUCGAAUGGCAGUACCCAG
Messenger RNA from Aedes aegypti (yellow fever mosquito), 1128 nucleotides. RefSeq names its product gustatory receptor 10a (gene Gr49). The transcript has 4 exons. The record is from RefSeq and is a predicted model, not a curated record. Lineage: Eukaryota; Metazoa; Arthropoda; Insecta; Diptera; Culicidae. Gene Ontology annotation, cellular component: neuronal cell body; axon; dendrite. The coding region runs from base 84 to 815 and encodes 243 amino acids. Gene Ontology annotation, biological process: sensory perception of taste.